Molecule: messenger RNA, 6984 nt
Organism: Tetrahymena thermophila SB210
Lineage: Eukaryota; Ciliophora; Oligohymenophorea; Hymenostomatida; Tetrahymenidae
Product: transmembrane protein, putative
Exons: 3
Source: RefSeq, a predicted model, not a curated record
AUGAGCUUAUGUUAUGAAUGUCCUAGAGUAUAUAAAUAUCUAUCAAAUACUGCUAACUCCAUUUACUAAGAUGUGAUACCUAUUGAUGGGACAAAUAUGAUUCUCGCUUAAUCUUAAAGCUUACAACAAUAAUCUAUGGUAUAGUUUGGCUUAUUCGAAAUGUCUACAAAUUCAUGUAUUCAACUUAUUACAACACUUACUUCUACACAAUAAGUUAUCUUCUCAUAAAGCUUAAAUUAAUUGUUUUCAUAUUAAGGAUUUUUGAACAUUAUAAAUAUGUAAACCUUUAAUGUCUAAAAUUUUUACACUCUUGACAUUACUAAUAUAGCAGCCAUUCAAAAAUCCUCUCUAGAUGACUCCCAAGCUAUUUUAGUAACUUACAAUUUUAUUUCUUAUUAUUUUAGCUUGAGUACAGGGUAAAUAAUCGGAAAAUAAUUUUCAACUUCUACGUCUUCUACAGUUAAUUCUUUUAUGAGUCAUGACCAUCAACUUAAAGACUAUAAAUUACUAAGUUAAGUUGGUAUAGGACGCAUAGAUCUUUAUGAUUUAGCUACUGGUAAUCUAAUUACAUCAAAGAUUAAAGGAGAUAGCUUACAAAUUGCAUGUAUUGUAGAAAUACCAAAUAGUAAUUAUUUAUUAGUUUCAUAUGGAACUUCGCAACUCUACCUAUGGCAGAUAUAAUAAAAUGUAGAUUAAUCUAUUACUCUAUAAGAGAUUCUUUCAUUAAAUCUGAUAAGAUAUAUUCCGUUAAAGAUGAACAAUUUUAUAGGAUAUGACGGUUAAACAUAUAUAGGACUUUUUACAGGUUAGGCAUAAAUAAAAUAAAAUAUUUAAUACAGUUAUAGAGAUAUAUAUUUACUCUAAUUUAUUUCUAAUACUUCUACUAUUUAAAUUAUAGAAGCAUAUCCAUUUUAUACAUAUUAAAAUUAGAAUAAUUUCAAUAACAAUUAGCAACCAAGUUAAAUUUCUUUAAACGAUAACAAUUACAUCUUACAAGCAUCAACUUUUAUUUCAUCUAGCUAGAGAGCAUAUGGAUUUUCUUUUGAUACUCAUUUAUUAUUUCCCUUCUUAGAAAAUAAGUUAAGCAAUCAAUGUGAUUUUGAUUUAGAUGGUUCAAUAGAUAAUUAUUGCAGAAUUCCUAUUAUUAUAAAUAAAAGUAACACAGAAAUAGCUCAGGCAUAUUAUAUUUUGAAUGAUGGAAAUAUCUUAGUAGCUGAUAAUAAUUAGAUUGGUUUCAGAAUUUACUAAAGUGCUAAUCUUCUAACUAAAUAAACUUUAAUUCCAGACAGGUUUUAUGAAAGGUGCUUAAAUUGUGUUCAAAGAAUUAGAUCUAUAAGCCCCAAUUAAAAUUCCAGCUCAAACGUUAAGGCAGUUAAUCAAGAUGAAUAGUUUGUUUUUCCAAAAAGGUUUGAUAUUACAGGUAUGGGUAGUGCAUUUGUGAGUAGCUGGCUAACUAACUAAGGCGCUUAUAUAUACGACUAUGUGCAUAAUAAUUUGAUUUCUGUUGAUUUAUCAUAACCUAUGAGCAACCCAAGUUAAAAAAUUUAUUUGAGUUGGAGUUUAACAAUAAGCUAUAAUUACAAUAAUUUGUUAUACUAUUGUCUUUCUUAUAAUAUUCCAGCUUAACAAUACAUAUAAAAAGGAUAUUUCAAUCAAGAUUUAAUUACAAAUUUGUAGCAAUACUUUACUUAACACAAUAUCGAAUGUUAUACAAUUAAUUAAUAAUUUUAAUUUUAAAAUCUAUUUUUGUUAAAGCAAUAGUAAUAGUUUAAUUAUCAGACUGCAAUUUAGCAAUAAUUUAAGUAAAUUUGCGAUGUAUCUUAAUCAACAACAGAGCUAAUUUGUAUAAAUGGUUAAAGUUAAUUAAAUAUUUGGUCUUUAGACACACUUUAAUACAAAAGACAAACUAUAAUUUCUUCUUGUUAGGCAACUUCCUAGUUGAUAUUAUAUUUAAACCAUAAUAUACCUUAUGUUAUUAUUAAUUGCAAAAACUAAUUGGUAAUAGUAGAUUCUACAAAUUUAUAAAACUCUUUUUCCAUCCUAUAAAGCAUGAAUGUAUAAAAUGUUCUAGUUUAAUAAUAAAUACUAUUUGCACUUAUUAACUAGAACUCCUAAGCCGUUAUACAAUUUUACAAUUUUACACAUAUUCUUUUAAACUCAAAAGACUCUCCUAUUUUAGGUUAGUUUUAUGAUUCUACUUCAACUUCUGCUUUAAUAGGUAUGGAUUAUCAAGUUUCUACUUAGACAUUAUACAUGGCUAAUCAGGAAACUUAAUAUGCAUUAAGUUCUAUUGAUCCCUAGUUCUAUUUUAAUAAUAUAUCUUCGUGCGAUUUUAAUAUAUAUUAUUCUUUUAAUCCUCAAAAUAAUUUAUUCUAAUAAAAACAGCAAUUAAUUUUAUAGAAUAAUAUUGGUUAUCCUUUGGCUUAUGGGAUAGGUUCCUAAAUAUCACCUUAUUCAAAUUAAGCUUAAAUUUUGGAAGGACUCUACUUUGUAUAAAACUUUAUUCAAAUGAUAGAUCUUUCUUUAAGGAAGAGCAAUUUCAUGGCUAAUAUUAAUCUAAAUAUAGACAAUUCUAAAUAAAAUCCUCUCAUAAAAUAGUUUUUUAGUUGGAAUAUAUAAACUGCUUGCUUGAUUAUUACUCCUUUAUAAACAAUACCAAAUAAACCUUCUGUUGUAAUUGUUUAUGAAGAAACAAUUAAUAUCUUAUCCUGGAAAUUUUUGCAAAUAAAUAAUAUUUAGUUUUUAAUUGACUAAUAUUCAACUAUCCAAAAUUUUGUUAGUUUAAACAUAGAAAGUGCAAAUUAGGUCAACAUCAAUUCAAUAUUUUUGCAUUUAAUACCACAAGGACAAAAUAUAAUUAGUAAAAACUUAAUAACAACUUAAAGUUGCCAAUAAGUAACAAUCACAAAUUAUCAAAUAGAUUCAUAAAAUAUAACAAGCACUUCUCCUUUAUUUUCUAUUUCUAAUUCUUAAAAUGCAUUGAUUUCUAAUAUUUCUAUAUCUAAUAGUUUUAUAGAAAAUUCGGUAAUAUUCAAUUCAGUAUUCAAUCUGAAUUCUCAAAUUAUUAAUAACUUAAUUUUAAAUAAUACUUUUUGCUCAUAUGCUCACUACUAAAACUAUCUCUAGCAAUAAAGUUCUCUCAAUAAUGCAUACUAAGGUUUUACUUUUACUCAUAAUUUUAAUAUACAAAAUUUAAAUAUUUCUAGCAAUAGUUUUUGUUAUAAUACUAAUUUUAUCUCAGGAUAAUCAGAAGAUUAGAUGAUACUGAUAAAUAAUAUUAAUAAUAAUAGUCUGAUUUAAAUAAAUCAGUUGUACUUUAUGAAUAACAAAUUCAUUAAUGGAUUAAUUCUAUAAAAUAUUUUAUAUGAAUAUACUUUAAAUUAGUAAAAUUAAUAUCAAUUAAUUGUUUAAGCCAACUUUUAAGCAAUACAAAUUUAAAACAAUUAACUGCAAAAUAUUUCUGUUCCACCUUCUUGGAGUGGAAAUAUUUAAUCUUAAAAUAACAGUAAGCAGUUAUAAUAUGUUCAAGAGAGGUAAACUAUAUAAUGUUCUUACAUUUAAGUAAAUUACAUCUAGUAAUUUUAAUUGACCUAAUCAAGUAUCUUGAAUGAGGUGCUUUGCGGUUUUGUUUCCUUAACACAAAUAUAUAACAUAAACUUAAAUAACCUAAACUUUAUAAACACAAAUAAGAGCAUAUCCGCCCUAAAUAGAACAAAUAGUUUGAUAUAUAUUUAAGAAUCAUCUUAGAUUUCUAUUUCUAAAGUAAGUUUAAUUAAUACAAACUUCUUGAACUGUAUUGCUAUUUACUUGGAUUUAGUGGAAUUUAAUACUUAGACGAUUAACAUCUCAAAUAAUACAUUCUAAAAUAUUAAUUUAACAUCAAGUCUAUAUUAUAUUUAAGUGAAUACAAUUUAUAUUUCUAAUGGCUAAUCAAAUUCUAAUAUUAUUCUUAAUGAUAACACAUUCUCUCAAAUCAUCGUAGCUUUUAGUACGAGCAGCUAAACUCUCUCAAGUAGUUGCAUAGCCUCAUAAAGCUUAGUAAGCAAUAUAACAAUGUCUAGAAAUACGUUUAAUGACACAUACUCUAAUAGUAUUAACGGAGCCUUAAUUCUUAAUGGUAUAAUUGUAGCUAUUUCUUCUAGUAUUUUUUCAAACAAUAUUUAUAGUAAUAUAAACUUAUAAACUUUAUCUUCUGACAUCUAAGUUAAUGGAGGUUUCUUGAAAACAAAAACAAGUUUUUUGAAUAUAACUAACACUACCUUUACAGAUUGUGUUACAUAGUAUGGAGCAGUCUACAUUACUCCUUCUGAUAUGAAUUUAAAUAUAACUUUCAUGAAUACAAACUUCAUUAAUUUGGUAUCUUUCUCUUCUGGCAGUGCUAUUUAUUUGUAAGGGUCACAGUCUUAACUUAACUUAAACAUUUAGUCAUCAUAUUUUUCAAAUUUAUACAGUUUUUACUCUUAAAAUUAUAAAGGAAGUAUCAAAGCUGCUAUAUAAAUAGAUGCAAAUUAAAACAAUAAUCAAUAUAAUAACUAAAUUCAACUUUCAAAUUUAACUUUAGAAAAUAUCUCAGGUGUAAGUGAUCUCCAAGUGCCUUCUUAUUUCUUUUCUGUAGGUUAGUCUAUAAUUUUAGCAAAUGGUAUAAAAGUUAAACGCUUUAUCUAAAAUGUUACAUCUUAUAUAGUAUUAUUUAAAGCCUUGCAGAUUUAUAGUAUUGUUUAAAUAUAUUCUUCUAUUUUUAAUAUUUUUUCUAAUUCAAUUUGCACACUUUACAAUAUAAAUAUUGAAGAACCUCGAGUUAAUGAUUUAACUCAUACUCUCCAAGAAGCUUCGAUUAUUCACCCUGUACUCAUAAGCUUAGUAUCUUAAUCAUCAUUUUUUGGAUAGAAUAUUACUUUAACAGAUCUCAAUAUUAAUGCUCAAGGUGGCAUUAUGUAUAUUCAAGAUGCUCCAUAAUACGAACUAGCUAACUUUACUGCUAAUAACUCUAAUUAAAUUUAUGAUAGCUCUUUGAAUGUUAACAUUGGCUUACCUUUUUAAAAUAUUUGGAAUUCUCUUUUAAACUUCUAAAAUGUUUAAAAUAUAACAAUAGCAAAAGGAGCUGUUUUUUGCUCUGAUACUUUAUAGGCAGAAACUAAUAAGACUUUAUCUAAUAUGUGCUAAGGAAGGAUUUUACAAGCUUUUUAAUCUCAAAUAACGAUUUCAGAUAGCAUUUUUAAAAACUACGGUUACUAGAUUGGAAAUGGCACUGGUUUAUCUCUGGUCAAUAUGAAGGGAAUAAACACAAUUAAAAAUGUACUUUUCUAAAAUUUAAUUAGCUCUUAAACCGGAGGAGCUCUGUUUGUUUAUUCAAACUUUAACACUCAAAUAAACAAUAAUAUGAAUUUAGUAAUCAAUAAUGCUACUUUUUAAAACAACUCAGCUCAAGACUUUGGAGGAGCAAUAGCUUUUGAAAAUUCUCCAACUAACAAUGCUAUAUAAUCUAUUAAAUUGAACAUAACUAACUCUGUUUUUUAACAUAACUCAGCCAAAAUUGCAGCCUGCAUUUUUUAUAAUAAUUUUAUGCCAUCAAUAUAAAAUCAAUCUAACUAUUUUAUAGAUAACAUAGCUUAAAUGGGAAACAUUAUUUUUUCUCAGCCAAGAGCAAUUAAAUUAAUACCUUACCCAGACUUAUAAAAUUCCCUUCUAUCUAAUUCACCUCAAUAUAAAAAUUAUUUGAGAACAAACAAUACAAGACUUUAGUUACUUCAUGCAAGUGGUUAAGAAAUACCGACAUUAAUGUUUAAAUUAUAUUAUUAUGACUCAAUUACUGAAUCAGUUGAAAGUGAAAAAGAAGUUAUACUUUCCCUCUUAGAUGUAAAUAAGUUAUUUUCAUAAACACAAGUAAAUAUUUAACAGUACCCACAAUAAUUAGACUCAACUACUGAUUUAAAUAAUACUUACAUCCUUUUAGGAUCCACUAAUAUCUUUUAUAACUAGACAGGAAACUAUUUAUAUAUAGAUUUAAAUUUAUGGUCAAUCCCAGAGUCUGAUUUUGAUCUUAUAUUUAAUUUCAGUAUGAUUAAGAUACCAAAUUAUUAAAAUAAUAUUAUUCAAUAGUCUUAUCAAUAUAUAGCUUAGGUUUAUAAUAGAAACUGCACCUCAUUUGAAACUAUUUCUUAACCUUACAAUAUGCCAUCAGUCGGAUUAUCUUAAAGUGUUAUUUAGUGCAAUAAAUGCCCAAAUUUAACUUUUGCAUACAAUUAAUAAAUUUGCUAAGAGUGUCCUAUGGGAGCUACUUGUAAGUAGGAUCAAAAUAUUAUUGUUUAGGAAGGCUAUUGGAGAAGGUAAUUUGACACUUAUACUAUAUUAUCAUGUGAUAAUAACUUUCAAAGCUGUAUAGGUGGAGAUUCUGUAGGAAAUAAUCUCUGCAAGGAAGGUUAUAUUGGAGCACUAUGCUAAGAAUGUGAUCUUUUUUCAGAUUAUUGGUCAGAUAAUUAUGCUAAAUAAGGCUAAUAUAGUUGUGUAAAAUGCAAUUAAAUGAUUCUAAGCUAUAUAUUCUUGGUACUGUUAAUUAUCUUUACAGUAAUACUAGCUGUAGUUUCGAUGCAUUCUAAUGCAAUUUUCAUAUACAAAAGAGUAGCCUAGAGUAUUUUAUGGAAAUUCAGAAAGAGAUAGAGCUUAAAAAAGGGUGAAGAUUAAGAUUAGUUUGAGAAUGAGUUUUUAACGAGAUAUGCACAAAAUUCUAACUCAUAAAGUUCUUAUUUCAAAAUAAUUGCUUCUUACUUGUAAAUUUUAGGGUCGUUGAGUAACUUCAAUAUUAGUAUUCCAUCGUUCUUUCCUUAAGUACUCAAUUCUUUUGGCAAUCCUAUUAAAGUAUCUAUAGAAAGUAUGGAUUGUUUGUUGAAAAAUUAUUCUAGAACCUGGAUUGGUAUAAUAAGGCAUAAACUUAAUGAGCUGUAUACAAAUUGGAGACUAAUCAUAUAUUCUAUCAAAUUUAAGUGA